AUGAGUACCAAGGACACGUCAAAUAAUUUAAUUCAGGCUGGUGUUACAGCUAACGGAACAGGGACAGGUUCUCCAUUAGAUAAAUACCGCUCGAAAUAUCGACGUAAUUUAAACAAGGACGAAAACGGAGAUAAUAACGGAAACUUGAGAGAAACGAACGGAUUUAGCGAGCAUAAAGGGAUGGAUAAUCGGACAGAUAAUAAAGGAUACGUAUCCCCGAGGAAUUCCUUGUACGAUAAAUAUGCAUCGGGGUCAUCUAAGUAUGUCCCGUUAAGCGAGCGAUUGGCUGCUACUGCCAGUUUACAUGCACAGACAGCCAAUGAUAAGCCGGUUGAGGUUAAGGAGGCAUCGAGCGUCUCUAAAACUACCCAGCCUGCUGUGUCUAAGGCAGCACCCCCUGUAUCAAAGGCAGCACCCCCUGUAUCUAAGGCAGCGCCCCCUGUAUCCAAUCAACAGCCUCCAAUGUCGAAACCAGCUCAGCCACCAGCAUCUUUAAACACAAAGAGAGACGCAUUCUUCAAGAACGACCCUGCCCCUCCAAAGUUUGAAUAUUCAGGAAUACGCGAACGGGACAAAGAUCGUACAGAGCGUGACAAGGAACGUGAACUCAUGUUGGAACGAGCGCAAGAACGCAUUAAAGCCCCAGCGCCAUCUUUACCUAACAAAGAGUCUCCUACAGUUGAUGGAUAUGUCGGGUUCGCUAAUUUGCCGAAUCAAGUUUAUAGGAAAUCAGUGAAAAAAGGAUUUGAAUUUACUUUAAUGGUUGUAGGAGAAUCUGGUCUUGGCAAGUCAACACUAAUUAAUUCAUUGUUCCUGACAGAACUUUACAACAGUGGGGACUACCCUGGACCAUCACAUAGAAUUAAGAAAACAGUACAGGUAGAAAAGACGCAGGUUUUACUGAAGGAGGGAGGUGUGCAGCUGAGGCUAACAGUUGUAGAUACACCUGGAUUUGGUGAUGCUGUUGACAAUAGUAAUUGCUGGCAGCCAGUGAUUGACUUUAUCGACGCCAAUUAUGAUGAAUACCUCAACUCAGAGUCAAGAGUCAACAGAAAGACAAACCCCGACAGUCGAGUACAUUGUUGUCUAUACUUCAUAGCCCCAAAUGGACACGGUUUGAAACCUUUAGAUGUUGAGUUCAUGAAACGACUACAUGAUAAAGUGAAUAUAAUCCCAAUGAUUGCCAAAGCAGAUACUAUGACACCAGAUGAAUGUAGGGACUUUAAGAAAACUAUACUAAAUGAGAUAGCCCAGCACAAAAUCAAGAUUUAUGAAUUCCCCGACUGUGAUGACGAAGAAGAAAAUAAAGUACAGAAACGAUUAAAGGACAGAGUACCAUUUGCUGUCGUUGGAAGUAAUACAGUUGUAGAAAAUAGUGGCAAGAAGUUCAGGGGGAGAGUCUACCCCUGGGGCGUCGUGGAAGUUGAGAAUCUUGAACACAAUGAUUUCAUUGCCUUGCGGAACAUGCUCAUAAGGACUCACAUGCAAGACUUGAAGGACGUCACCAAUAAUGUUCACUAUGAAAACUUCAGAUAUAACAAAUUAGCCUCAGUCAGCGGCAAACAGAAAAACUCUUCCGGAAAAAAUCCCCUAACACAGAUGGAUGACGAAAAGAAAGAACACGUUCAAAAGCUGAAGAAGAAAGAAGCAGAGAUGGAACAAGUGUUUGAAAUGAAGGUCAAAGAAAAACAGCAAAAACUAAAAAAUUCGGAAAAUGAUCUGCAAAGAAGGGCGGAGCAGAUGAAGAAAAGUCUAGAACAGCAGCAGAAGGAGCUAGACCUAAAACAAGAACAAUUCGAAAAGGAGAAGGCCCAAUGGGAAGAGCAAGCACGGCAAAUCGAGGAUCAGCUAAGGUCACAAGACAAAAAGAAAGACAAAAAGAAAUCCUUAUUUUAAUAGAGACAUUUACAGCAAUUUCUUGUCACAAUGAAAACCAGUCAUCAUAUUCCUUGUCAUGAAUUCCCAUAAUGCUUUGCAAAGGCAAGCAGACGUAUGUAAGAUGUGCAUGAAGAAAUAACAGCAAUCCAACAAUUAAAGGACACAAGACAUGAAUACAUUCAGAACAGCUGUUUUUCAAGUAUACAAGAGACAUAUAGUCUAGCUACAAGCCCUUGUCCCCCCCUGAAACUACAUCUG
Molecule: messenger RNA, 2136 nt
Organism: Owenia fusiformis
Lineage: Eukaryota; Metazoa; Annelida; Polychaeta; Sabellida; Oweniidae
Source: the annotation of a GenBank genome assembly